AAACUACGUCGUUUUCUUCAUUUUUUAUUUCCUACAUCUAUUUAGGUCUACAUUUGGGGAAAUUAAGAAAUCACUUCCCCAUUUCCACGAUUGAGGGUUUCAGAAGAAUCUGAUGAAUUUCUCGCCUUCUUCAUCUUAUGGCGCCUCUUCUUCCAUGGCUACACCUGAUUCCCUUCCUGAAUGUACGUGCAAACUUCGAGUGGAGAUGAAAACGUCGCGAACGCACCUCAAUCCUGGGCGAAGAUUCCUCAGAUGCUCCAACAAAGAGAAACAAUGUGGCUUCUUUGAGUGGGUAGAUCCUGAAAUAAAGCCUAGAAAUCAAGAUGAUGAUGCUGAAAAACUGAACUUCUGGAUUGGAGAAUGCUAUCGCCUGCAAAAAUAUGUGGAGGAAGAUAUGAAGCGAAUUAGAUUGUUGGAGGAUGAAGUGAGACUCCUCAGAAUGGAGAAGGUUAAGGGCAGCAAGAACUGGAAGAAGAAGGUGUUUGUUUGUGCUUGUGUUGUUGGAGUUGUUAGUGUGGUAAUUCAAGCAUUUGUUGCUUAGGGUAUAGGG
Messenger RNA from Salvia miltiorrhiza (redroot sage), 550 nucleotides. RefSeq lists its product as uncharacterized. NCBI's taxonomy places the organism in Eukaryota, Viridiplantae, Streptophyta, Magnoliopsida, Lamiales, Lamiaceae. The record is from RefSeq and is a predicted model, not a curated record. Gene Ontology annotation, molecular function: zinc ion binding. The coding region runs from base 113 to 541 and encodes 142 amino acids. The transcript has 2 exons.